AUGCGUUCGUCGUCCAAUUCAGGGAACGAUGAUGAUGUCGAUGUCUUGCUGCGCGCAUCCACGUCGUGCGUCGAUUUCAAGUCCGCGUUAAAGACACACUGCGACUUCACCGAGGAAGACAUUGUUCGAGUCUAUUCAAAGCACCCUUUGGUGGCAUCCUACGACGUCGCGGGGGAAAUCGUUCCAAGAAUCAACUACUUGAAGUUUUUGCAAGAGCGAAACCGACUCGGGAACGAGGAUGCGAAAGAGUUCGUCCUCCGGCAACCGCAGUGUUUGGAGCGCAAGUUCCAAAUUAUCCACGAAGACUUAAAGCUCGGGUACGUCGCGCUGAAUAAACCGUUCGACGUGAGGUUGGAUACGCCGCGAGGGUGGCCCGGGAAAGUGAGGUUUACCGCGAAGUUCGACGGCGACGCGAGUUGCGAGGAUUUUUUAAACGCGAGGUUUCCGGGCGAGCACGUUCGUUUCUGCCAUCAGUUAGAUAACGCGACGAGCGGAGUGUUGUUGUGCGCGUUGACGAAGAAAGCCGCCGGCGUUGCCGCGAAGAUGUUUCGGGAGAGGAGGACGAAGAAGUUUUACAGCGCGGUUGUUUUUGGAUGGCCGGAGGAGAAGUUUUGGACGAGUACGAAGAAGAUUGGGAAGGACGAGGAGGACGAGACCGGGUUCAGAGAAAAAGUGAGGGAGGACGAGGGAGGAAAAGAGUGCAAGACGGAGUUUGAAGUUCUCAAGAGAGGCUAUUUGACCUUGGAAGGUAAACAUUGGAAUAAAAGAGUGAGUUUAGUCCGAGUGAGGAUAUUCACGGGGAGACGACACCAAAUUCGCGUGCAUUUAAAAGAUUGCGGAUUUCCAAUCGUCGGGGACGCGGCGUACGCCGACGAUGAGGAUACCUAUCGAACUUUCUUGCACGCCGAAGAUUUAGAGUUGUUCCACGACGUCGCGGGCGUAGAGUACGAUAAGAAAACGAAUAAAAAGAAGGUGAAGAGACAGAAGGGAAAGAAAAGCCUAAACGCAGAAGGAAUAGAAGAAGGAGUAGAAUCUGGCGGCGGCGACGAAGUAGAAGGAAAAGAAGUAGAAGAAGACGGCGACGGGAGCGAGGUGACGGGCGAAAACAUGUUGAAAUUACACGCCCCUAGGCCGAGCGCGUUUGACGACGUCAUUAGCGAUACCGAUCAAAACGCGCGCACAUAG
Molecule: messenger RNA, 1185 nt
Organism: Bathycoccus prasinos
Lineage: Eukaryota; Viridiplantae; Chlorophyta; Mamiellophyceae; Mamiellales; Bathycoccaceae
Product: pseudouridine synthase
Exons: 2
Coding region: 1-1185 (394 amino acids)
Biological process (GO): pseudouridine synthesis
Molecular function (GO): pseudouridine synthase activity; RNA binding
Source: RefSeq, a predicted model, not a curated record